GCCGUGGACGAGGUCUGGGGGCGCGAGGGGCAGGUCGUGGACCCCAGGGGGCGCGGCGGCCCGCUCCGACCCCGUCUGCCGGGCUCUCUGCCUCUCUGUGUCUCUCGUGCGUGAGCAGACGUGACGGAAAAGGGCCGGAGUCCUGAGGGAUGGUCGUGCCGCCGCCCGCGCCGAGCGCAGUUGGUCGUCUUGGCUGAGUCGUGGGCCGGCGGGUCCGCGCGGAGGCCGGAGCCCCAAGGUCGAGGCCUUUCCCCCGAGGUCUGUCUCUCCGCGCUCGCUCCCUGCCGCCAGCGCCCAGUGAAAGCAGUUUAAACAAGAGAACCGCUUUCAAGACAUUGAGAACAUUCUAGAUCAUUCACAGUUGCCUGCAGACCUUGACCCCCCGGCUCUUCUCCUUCCGGGUGGAAGUGUGCGAGGCCUAGUGUCCCCGUGCGCACGCGCCGCGAACGUCCACGCGGGCCUCCCUCGUGGGUUUCCAGCAUGACUAGACCAGGCUGCAGAGCUCCGUGGCCAUGGCCCUCACCCGACGUACCAGACAGGCUUCCCCAGCACCGGAGGCGCGGCCUUAAGCACGGCGCGGUUCCCGAGCAGCUGCCGCCGGACGCCCUUGGCCUGCACCCAGCCCAGCCGCCAUGGGGACCGCUCAGGUUUUGCCUGGCAUUCUGCAGAAGCAUUGCUGUAUCUUACCAGACAGGAAUACAGAAUCGCAGUGCACCCUCUGCGGGGAGCCGGAAGAGGAAGAGGGCGGGGACCUGGUGCAGCCAGGCAUCAGCUUUCCGGGGCCGGCGGAGGACGAUCUAGACCAGCAGUACUCAUGGUCCCCGACGCAGCACAUCAGCGAAGGCAGAUACUCCCCCGCUCCUAGGAACAUGAAGGGGUUGCCCGGGGGCCGGGCGCAGGCGCAGCUGUGUUCGGGUCACACCUGCGGCUUGGCGGCCCCGGAAGACUGCGAGCACGCGCACGAGCACCUGCAUCAUGGGCAGGAGGCGAGGCAGCCCUACCUGCUCAGCCCUGUGGAGAGCUGCCCCAUGGACCACCACCGCUGCUCCCCCGGGAGCUCCGUCCACUCCGAGUGCAUGAUGAUGCCCGUGGUGCUGGGUGACCACAUGUCCAGUAGCACCUUCCCCAGGAUGCACUACAGCUCCCACUACGACACGAGAGACGACUGCGCCGUGUCUCAUGCCAGCACCCGGGUCAACCGCAUCCCAGCCAACCUCCUGGACCAGUUUGAGAAGCAGCUACCCCUGCACCGGGACGGGUUCCACACGCUGCAGUACCAGAGGACCUCCACGGCCGCCGAGCAGCGCAGCGAGAGCCCAGGCAGGAUACGGCACCUCGUCCACUCCGUCCAAAAACUCUUCACCAAGUCCCACUCCCUGGAGGGCUCUUCCAAGAGCAACGUCAAUGGGACCAAGGGCGACGGUCGGGUGGAGGACCACCACCACGGCCACCACUCUAAACACGGCAAACGGAGUAAAAGCAAGGAGCGGAAGCCAGAGAGCAAGCACAGAGCGGGCACGAGCAGCUGGUGGAGCUCCGACGACAACCUGGACAGUGACAGCACCUGCCGCACGUCCAGCGUGGCCAACAGGCACCACGUGGACCACGUCUCCCACUGCUACCCUGAGGUGCUCCCGGGCCCCUUCGGGGAUCUGUCCCUGAAGACGUCCAAGAGCAAUAGUGACGUCAAGUGCUCGGCCUGCGAGGGCUUGACCAUGACGCCUGACACCAAGUACAUGAAGCGGAGCUCCUGGUCCACGCUCACCGUGAGCCAGGCGAAGGAGGCCUACCGCAAGAGCUCCCUCAACUUAGACAAGCCGCUGGUCCGCCAGGAGGUCAAGCCGUCCUUGAGGCCGUGCCACUACCUGCAGGUGCCUCAAGACGAGUGGGCAGGGUAUCCCACGGGCGCCAAGGACGAAGAGAUCCCCUGCAGGAGGAUGCGGAGUGGGAGCUACAUCAAAGCCAUGGGCGAUGAGGAGAGCGCGGAGUCCGACUCCAGCCCCAAGACGUCCCCCACGGCGGCCAUGCGGCCGGAGCCCCUGCUCAAGCCCAUUGGACCCCGGCCCCUGGCCGACCUCCAAACCCAGAGCUACCUGCAAGCUACCAGCGACGUGCCUGCCGGCCACAGCCUGGACCCCUCGACCAGCUACAACUCCCCGAAAUUCCGCUCCCGGAACCAGAGCUACAUGAGAGCUGUCAGCACCCUGAGUCAGGCCAGCUGUGUGAGCCAGAUGAGUGAGGCAGAGAUGAAUGGGCAGUUUGAAUCGGUGUGUGAAUCCGUCUUCAGUGAGAUCGAAUCCCAGGCCAUGGACGCACUGGACCUCCCUGGAUGCUUCCGAACGAGGAGCCACAGCUACCUUCGGGCCAUCCAAGCCGGCUACUCGCAGGACGAUGAAUGUAUUCCCGCCAUGACGCCCUCCAACACCACCUCCACCAUCAGAUCCACAGCAGCUGUCUCCUAUGCCAACUACAAGAAAACGCCGCCGCCCGUGCCCCCGCGCACCACCUCCAAACCCCUGAUCUCAGUGACCGCACAGAGCAGCACUGAGUCCACACAGGACGCCUACCAGGACAGCCGCGCCCAGCGGGCAUCCCCGUGGCCUCAGGACAGCCGCGGCCUCUACAACUCCACAGACAGUCUGGACAGCAACAAGGCCAUGAGCCUUGCCCUGGAGACGGCUGCGGCCCAGCGCCUCACCUCCGACGGCCAGAGCACCUCGGCGCGGACCAGCGACAAGGCCGUCCUGGCUUCCAAGGCCGAGGAUUUCCUCAAGAGCCGGCGCUCCUCCAUCGGGAUCCAGGAUUCUGAAUUCCCAGAGCAUCAGCCAUACCCAAGGUCAGAUGUGGAAACAGCCACAGAUUCUGACACAGAGAGCCGAGGCUUGCGGGAAUACCACUCUGUUGGCAUCCAAGUGGAAGACGAGAAGCGACACGGACGUUUCAAGCGUUCAAACAGCGUGACAGCCGCCGUGCAAGCAGACCUGGAGCUGGAGGGCUUCCCCGUGAGCACCGAGGACAAAGGGCUGCAGUUUGGUCCCUCCUUCCAGCGGCACUCGGAGCCCAGCACGCCCACCCAGUACGGGGCAGUAAGAACUGUUCGGACCCAGGGGCUCUUCAGUUACAGAGAAGACUACAGGACCCCCGUGGACACUGCCACCCUGCCCCCUGCAGACCCCUGGCUGGAGCCGUCCAUGGAGACAGCGGAAACCGGCAGGAUGUCCCCGUGCCGGAGGGAUGGCUCAUGGUUUGUGAAGCUGCUGCACACAGAGACGAAGAGGAUGGAAGGCUGGUGUAAGGACAUGGAGCGAGAGGCAGAGGAGAAUGACCUCUCAGAGGAAAUUCUUGGUAAAAUCAGGAGUGCUGUGGGGAGCGCGCAGCUUCUGAUGUCCCAGAAGUUCCAGCAGUUUUACUGGCUGUGCCAACAGAACAUGGACCCCAGCGCCAUGCCGAGACCCACGUCCCAGGACCUGGCAGGCUACUGGGACAUGCUACAGCUUUCCAUCGAGGACGUCAGCAUGAAGUUCGAUGAGCUGCAGCAGCUGAAGCUCAAUGCCUGGAAGAUCAUAGAGUCUCCGGAAAAACAGGAAGAAAGAAAGGUCCCCCCUCCGAUACCAAAGAAGCCUCCCAAAGGGAAAUUUCCCAUCACGAGAGAAAAGUCUCUGGACCUGCCGGACAGACAGCGGCAAGAAGCCCGGAGGCGGCUCCUGGCUGCCAAGAGGGCGGCCUCGUUCCGCCAGAAUUCGGCCUCGGAGCGCGCAGACAGCAUCGAGAUCUACAUCCCCGAGGCCCAGACGCGUCUCUAGGGUCGGGGCGGCCCUCCCUCUUCCCCCUUUUGCUUUGUAAGGAAACACUUGUACAGUUUCUCCCCAACAUGGUCAUUUUCGUCUCGUGUCUCCGCCGAACGCGCCCCGUGGUGUCCCCUGUACCACGAACGCUCUGGAAGGCUUUGGUUUCCGCCUGCCACGCUCGCAGCCCGAACACCCGCUGCUUCCUCCUCAUCGCGGGGUCGUCUGACUGCCAGUCCGCUGCGACCACGACGGUGAGGCGCAGGGCCACCCACCCGAUCCACUCUGUCCUCGGGGGGUCACGAGAACCCCCUCUCGAGAUGGAACCCGGCUUACAGUUUGUUAUUUAUAUUUUUAUAAAUCGUGUGAUAACCAGAGGCAAGAAUAACAAAUAGCAACCCGUGGGCGCAUCUCAGACUCCCCGCACACACCGUGGAGGAAGAUGCUGAGGCCGGAAGGGCGGGAAGACAGACCCGCCCCACCCCGGGGGGCGCUUCUCUCCAAAUCCAGUGGACCCCAAGCCGGGGUCCUUGUGCCAAGUUUAUGGGGAUGAGAAGCCAUCUCUCCAGCCACCCAGCUCCCUGCCACCCGGUUCUCCAGAAACCCCGGGGGAGCCACGUCUGAACCCAUUGAAACUACCCAGCACAGCAUCUACACAAUCAAAAACAUAAGCCGAAUGUUCAUUUACACGAGGGAGUGACAUCUGCAAAGAGAUCCAAGCCUCAUGAAAGGCUGGGUGUCCUGUAGCAGGAGUCUGAAAAGAAAAAGCAUGGCCCUCAUUCUGAUGCAAGCGUCAUUGUUUGUCUUAUUCCUUUGUAACUUCUAUCACGCAAGUCUCGUCUUUAGUGUCCCCAUUUAUGGACAUGUGAUUUUUUUUAUAGAUGUAUAUAUAAAUUCUCAAACUGCUCUAUCAGUUGACUUUCCAGGGUACCCUUAAAAAAAUGUUUGCUUGUUUCAAAUGACAGUUGUGAUGUUGUAAAAAAAAGUUUAAGAAAUACGAAUGUGAGUGGUAAGUAUAUCUCAGUUUAAAUGGUAAAGAAGAAAUGUAGUUUACAUUUGUAUUUUUCCAGAAUUCUUUUGUCCUAUGCAGUAUUGCUAAAGUCAAGAAUAUACUUCUUGCCUGUUUUAGACAUGACAAACAAAAAAAAAAAGUCACAUACGGUGAUUUCCAGCUGUGGACUUUAAGAAAUUAGUCUUCGGGAUUCUGACUGGCACCGCAGAAAAGCAGAAAGGAUUUGAACACAAAGGCUUUCCAUUGGUUACAAUUAGAUUCAGACGCCGUGACUAUAUCAUUCCAAUGCUCCAUGUGUCCCCAUUCAGACACGUCCUUGGAGGAAGAGCCUGUCACAUUUCUCCUUCCAGUCCCAAACUCGGAGUCCUCACUGUAACGUCAGGUGAGAGCAGGACUGCUCCUGAAGACGGGUGUGUCCCCCUGACACAGGCCCGGCUGGCCCGCGGGGCGCCAGGUGUGCGGCACGGCGGGGCAGCCCCGACUCACCUACCGUAGCACUUUCUCCCCUCAGCUUGACCCGCACUUUAUGUCCCCCACUCCGCUGCAGCCUGGCGACCACGUCUUGGAGAGCCCACGGUGGGACCCUCGCCCGUCGGGGUUCGGCUCAGCCUGCAGUCCUCCUUUUCCUCAUACUCACAUUCCACAAAGCAUGGGGUUCAUUGGAGCACGGUGGAUAGUAAAGCAUGUUUAGCUUCAAAGUUUUACUUUUUUAAAGCUGAGUAGUUAAGGAUUCCCUAAGAACAAAACCCUGUAAAUUGAGCCUCAUAUCUGGUAUCUCCUACCAAACAGCCUUAAAAUAUAUUUGGAAGCAAAAAUCAGUACGAAUGUAUAUCCUUGAAAAAUGCAAAAAAAUAAAAUCCCUGAAAUAUUCUUCUAUAAAUGAACCCUAUUUCCCCAGAGUAUUCAAAGCAUUUUUUUCUACCUAAAUAAAUACCUAAAUCCUGAGUAGUGUACAAUGAUGAUGCUUCUUCUUAUAGUCACUCUACUAUGUCAAGAACAAGUGUAUUUGCAAGUACUGGCAUUUUAGACUUUAAAAAUGAUGUAUUAUUUAAGAUGAAAUGCUCUUUAGAAAUAACCACAGAAAAGUCAAGUCAACGUAGACUCCUAGUAAGAGGAAAUGUAAAAUGCAUACACGUUCGCCAGCCUGCUGACACCCCUGUAUCUACCGGCAGCUGAUGCAUUUUAUCCCAUUUCCUUGAGCUUGUACAAAACAUAUAACAAAAAAUUAUCAAAUUAGACAAGAAUUAUUCUCGAUCUCAGAUUCUCUGAUCCUCACUUGAAUGAAAAUACUCACUGAAUUUAGCUUUUUUUUUUUUAUGUUUUGUAUACUCAUUUUUUAUCUUAAGAUCCCCAAAAGUCUUAGCCUAAACCCUCCCUAGAUGAGCAAAUUAACGUACAACUAAAUUUGACAGCAGCCAUUGAUUCGCACGGGGGGGACAAACCCCUGUUUGGUCCACCGAGUCCCAAAGAAGGUCAUGUGACGGACGCGCAGCCAGGGCCUGCUGCAGUGUUACCUGUCAUGCUACAUGACUAAGUGCAAUAUUCAGUUCUCAUGCAGGUGACAUUCCACCACGAAAUGCAGACGAUAAGCCAUGUUUACAUAUUGUACGUGUAAAGAGAAAUAAAACUGUUUAUAAUACUUGUGUUAAUCGGUGAAGCUAAUGUAUUUCGGGCACUUCCAGCCGAUGCCGGCUACAGAGCUUCAGUGUGACCAUUUCACCGUGGUUCGGAUAGAAUUCUGAUAGAAGGAGGCUGUGGGCAGUGAAAACGCCCCUUGCUGCACGACGUCACCGUGAACAAAGCUCACGUUGCUGCCUCCCUGGGAGAUUCAGCGAAACCGCAAAUUUCCAAAAAUAAGAAAUUAUUUUGCUCAGAGCAGCCGGUUGACAACCCCAUGCUGAAGGAUUUCAUUAACCUUCAGACCCAAAACACAGGUAUGAUAAACACCAUCCUGAAGUUUCACAGAACCCAGAAAAGGUGAAUGUCACUUGUUAACAAGAGCACUUUCAGUCGAUCUCAUCUCACGCGUCCUCAUCGGUCAUCGCUGUGUGUAACGUAAGCCUUGUGACUGGUAACUGCUGUUACCAUGUUUUCUCAGCAAAUUCAUAGAACCAUCUUAGAAUGGUGUAUGAAGAGUGGAACUGUUGUAUGAUACCAAAAAUUCACAUUUUUGUUUAAAAGGAAAUACUGGCGUGUUCACCUCCGGAUCAACACUAAAGACGUCUCACGUUAAAUAGCAAAGUGUAUCAUUAGAGGAAAACAUCACAUAUGGGGUCCCUCUUUAAAACAACAACCACCACACAUACACGUAGCCAGAAAAUCAGUGACCCGCAAAGUAGAGGGACUCGCCCUGCUGGCUCCGGUGGAGGUGGCCAGACCUGCAGCGGGCAGGCGGGCGGACCAGCGCAGAGCACACAACGCACGGGCUGCCGUCACCGCCUUAUGUCAGCCUCCCUGCUUGCCUCACCUCGAGUUUCACCUUUCUGAGCAGUCUCCUUCACUCUGGUCAAAACCCCCCACGCUGUGUGCUUGCCCACCUGCACGGCCACCCUCACCCGCGGGAUGGGCUUUCUGGAAAGUCGUUGCACUGCAGCCAUUGGUCAAGAUGCCCACGGGGACUGCACAGCGGGCGCCCGUCAGAGCAGCUCCCUGGCUGGGACCAGACCUCCCGGUGGCCAGCAGGGAUCCUGGUCUGCGCCAGAAAGUCAGUCAAGCCGGACCUCGUGUGGCCCAGAGAUUCGGACCCCGCAGAGCAUCCUAGGCGAGACGCGGCUCCUGCUGAGCCACCCUAUGCUGGGCAGGGCAGCAGCCUGGCUCCCAGGAGCCCUCGUGGACAUCGGUCCAGUACCUGGGGUGAGCUGAGGAGCAUGUGCGUCCCCAGGCUGCACAGAGGGGCCAGGCUGCUGUGCAUGAGCAUGGGGCCUUGGCUUCUCGGCGGCGGCAGCGGCAGCAAGAAACGUAGCAACAAGGCCCGUCCAACCUGCACGACCACGAGGGAGGGCACCUAGGUAUGGCGUUUGACCCCCGCUUCUGAAAAGAAACGCUGCUGCCGACAAGUGUCGAGUCCAGUCCCCCAGAAUCAGGCCUAAAUGGUUAAAUCCUGCCUGUCCCCGUGUGCUGCUUUCUUCUCAAGGCUUGAGCACUGAUUUUUUUUUCUUUUUAUUGCAAAUUUAAUGUACUCAUCAGUAGUUGUAGACCGUGGUUUCCGAUCUGUAGCCCCUUGGUACUUCCUGAGGGUUCUCUCGUUUUUAUCUGCACAUUUGUUUACACUUGUUUGAAAGUUUGGGUUGAGUACGGGAUUCCAGAACCUGAAACCAGAUCAGAAAACCACAAGUGGAAGAGAUCAAGAAUGUGGUGGGCUGCUGAGUGCUAACCCUGUCCACCACGCGGCUGGAGCACUCCGAGGCCUUCACCGUGCAGUCGGGCAGGUCCGGUGCCUUCGCCGCAGGGCCCGCCUUGGUCGCCGUGCUGUGCGGAUGGUCGCCGUCCGGUGUGGGCAGCCAAGGAUGUUGGAGGAGAGGUGCCUUGCACAUGCCCUGCCACGUGCCCCGCGCACAGAGUGGCUGCACAGCGUUUCGGGAGUGAAUGGUGAGCUCAGAAUCUCUAGCCCGCUGGUCAGACCAGCUGGCCCCUGGUGGUGCAUCAGCCAGACCAGGCUUCCCGUCUGUUUCUCCUGUCCCUUGUCUCCCUCCUAGAUAGAUUAGGAGUUCUGCUGUCGUGUGGGCUCUAAGGGCCUCCAGGCAGGCCGGCCCUCCUCCAGCGGUACCCCCUCCACCGGGCGUGGGAAGUUCGUGGAAGGAAGUCAGGUCCCUUCGUGCGUAUCUCAGAGAUCCAGCACCAACCAGAAUUAGGCCGUGUUCUCACCGUCGCGUAAGAUCGGCUGCGUCUUGGAUGCGUGGAGAGAGAGCCAGCGAGACAUUCCAGGGAUGAAGGAAAACGUCGUUUGGGAGCACGCCAAGAGCGGAAUCAGAUGGAUUCACCAAAGUUGCCGAACGUGUGCAAAGCUACCCUCCUAAGUCCAGCUUCUUGUCAUGAUUCUCUUUCACGCUUCGGAGAAUGCAGAAGUGGUCCGUGGGAACGCUCCAAGAAAAUGACAUCUUUUCAUCCCACAACAUUGAAAAGUAUAAGUCUAUGAAUCGCUCCCCCUAACCCUGGCAUUUUUAUCCAGCAGUAAAAGAAAUUAUUUCAAGUGUCAAUCUAAACACAAGACAGACGACUUCUUUGCAGAGGAAAUGUUAGUUACCUACUAUAACACUACUUUUUAAAAGAUUUUGUAUAGACACAAACUAAGGUAACACAGGUUUACCGCCCUACUUUCUUAGAUUUUAUGUGACUCUUCAUCAUGGGUGCUUAUUCCGAACCUGGGAGCUUGGGGGUCCGAGCUUUCAUGUACUGAGUGGGGGAGAGGUGAUGAUGAAAGACGUGUGCCAGGUUCUUGUGCCAAUUUAAGUACAAAUUUCUCUCUUUCCAGUAGACGGUAGUCUCCAUAGGCAGUGUGCUCUACCCUUCUGCUAACAUCCUCGACGGAAGCGCUGAGGCCGUGUGUGGUUCCCUGUGGAUGCCACCCACCCAUCCUUUGGUUUUGCCCAAUCUCACGACCACCACCCAGCCCUUGUCAUUCCAACGUUAGGAUCAUAUCACGUUCAAAGGGCUCAGCAUGUGUGUCUCUCACUCCACCUAUAACUGGUUUGCUGAAUUCAAAGGUUUCCCCCACAGGUAGUAAAUCCUAGGCUACUUUUGAACUCUGAUUUCCAAACGCUUAAGCCACUUUCCUCUCGGACGGGUCCUUCCUGUCUAGAGACCAAUUCACACCCCCGCCUCCAUGUUACAUGCCAAAAUACCCAGGUGUGGCCUAAGGACUAAAUUCAAUGCCUCCUAUAGAAAUUCAAGGAAUGUUAGAACCAGGAAACUAGCUGUUUAGUUAAAGGUUUAAAAAAAGUAUAUAAAUAUAUAUAUAUAUAUAAAUAUAUAUACAUAUGAAAUCAUAUCGACAAUGAGGAUGAACAGAGUGCCAAAUAUUCAACAUCUGUACAAAGUUACCCUUCACUGGAAUUAAACUAUUUUAUGUAAUUCUCUUUCUCAUGCUUUUAUGGUUCUUUUGAUAAAUUCUAUUUAGUAGCAUGCGGGAUACCUAACCUGAAUGUACAGUAUGCGAUCCAUCACCGCCACCUCUUGCUUCUUGUUGAUAACUUCUGAUCAGAAUGUUGGUCGUUUCUUCAAGGUACUACCAGGUUCUGUUGAGUUCUCCGUAUUCAUGACUUUUUUUUUUUCUUCACUCUCAGCUGAUUAUAAGAAAAACGUGCCAUAACUCUUCUAUGAUGAUGCCUCUCUCAUUUGAUCUCUGUAUUGCUGGUGUUCACCUCUUGUAAAUAGUUCUGCAAUUAAAUUUUUUGAGAAAAGUAAUGUUUACUUUUUAUUGGAGUGAAUUCUCGUGUUAUUUUAAACUCAGAAAACUUAUAUAGACCAAAGAAUUUUAUCGCAGAAUGAUAGCACCCUUCCCCCGUUCUAUAUUUCGUUGUCAAAAUAUCCUCAAUUUCUCUAUCUACAAAGAAGAAAUGGACAUUUAUUAAGGCUACAGAUUUCAUAUGUAUGCAAAAAUGGCACAGAUUAAAAUGAGUUUAAAAUUAAUAAAUACUAUGGCAUUUA
Canis lupus familiaris (dog) is the source of this 10443-nucleotide messenger RNA. RefSeq names its product DLG associated protein 2 (gene DLGAP2). Gene Ontology annotation, biological process: signaling. Bases 633 to 3803 code for a protein of 1056 amino acids. The transcript has 16 exons. Gene Ontology annotation, molecular function: molecular adaptor activity. The record is from RefSeq and is a predicted model, not a curated record. Gene Ontology annotation, cellular component: glutamatergic synapse; postsynaptic specialization. Lineage: Eukaryota; Metazoa; Chordata; Mammalia; Carnivora; Canidae.